Messenger RNA from Ictalurus punctatus (channel catfish), 958 nucleotides. It is a transcript of the gene oxct1a, whose product is annotated as 3-oxoacid CoA transferase 1a. NCBI's taxonomy places the organism in Eukaryota, Metazoa, Chordata, Actinopteri, Siluriformes, Ictaluridae. The record is from RefSeq and is a predicted model, not a curated record. Gene Ontology annotation, molecular function: succinyl-CoA:3-oxo-acid CoA-transferase activity. Gene Ontology annotation, cellular component: mitochondrion. Gene Ontology annotation, biological process: ketone body catabolic process.
GGUAAGAUGGUGAAGGGAAUGGGAGGAGCGAUGGAUCUGGUGGCCAGCGCUGGGACUAAAGUGGUGGUGACGAUGGAGCACUCGGCCAAGGGAGGGAAACACAAGAUCCUGGAGAAGUGCAGUCUGCCCCUGACCGGGAAACAGUGUGUGGAUCGCAUCAUCACUGAGAAGGCCGUGUUUGAUGUGAAUAAGGACAAAGGGCUGACUCUGAUUGAGGUGUGGGCGGGGCUUACACCUGAUGACAUCAGGAAGUGUACAGGAACUGAUUUUGAGGUCUCUCCUGACCUGAAGCCCAUGCAGCAGAUCUGAACACACACACGCGCGUGCACACACACACACACACACACACACACACACACACACACACACACACACAUACGCGCACACACACACACACACACACAGAACGCACACACACACACACACAUACACACACGCACACACACAGAACACAGAACACACACACACACGCGCGCACACACACACACACACACACACACACACACAGAACACAAAGUGUCUGAAAAUAAAUAGGUAAAUUAAGGAGUAAAGGAAAUAGAAUAAAUCUACACUGAAGUGUGUGUGUGUGUGUGUGUGUGUGUGUGUGUGUGUGUGUGUGUGUGAGAAGUAAAAUGUUGCUGUAGAUGAAAAAGGCUGCACUUGAACAGUUACUGAAUCUGUGAAAAUGAAAUGACAAAAUGUAGAGAUUUUCAAAUCUCUGUAGAAUUUCAAUAUGUAGUAAUAAUAAUAAUAAUAAUAAUAAUAAUAAUAAUAAUAAUAAUAAUAAUAAUGGUGAGGAUGAAGACGGUGAUGAGGAUGAAGACGGUGAUGAAGGAGUGAUUGCCGGUGUGUGUUGAGUCAGAGCCCUGCAGCUCUUCAGGUUCAGUUUUAACACACUUCAGUUCUUAAUAAUAAACUUUACUGAAGUUUGUACAUAAUAAAAGAUUUUAUCUCUGCA